UUCAUCACCCUCCCUUUUUUCUCUCUCUGCCAUUUGAUUCCAAACUAACUUUCAUAAUCCCUCUUCACAUAACACCUAAUCCUAAGUAAAUUCCAUUUUAUCCACUCUUAAUCCCACAAUUCUUCAAACAAAGAUCACUUUUUUCCCUAUAUAAGCACAAAAAAGUGAUCUUUUUGUGUUUUUCUUGUUCUGGGUUUAUAGUGUUUUUGGAUCACUUUGAUUCUUUCUUGUCAAAAAUUGAUCUUUGGGUAUUUUCUUGAUUUGGGUCUUUAGUAUUUUUGAUUGAAAAGCAAAAGCAAAAAUAAAAAUAAAAAAUGGUAGUGAAAAUGAUGAAGUGGAGGCCAUGGCCACCACUAUCAUCCAAGAAAAUUGAGGCUAAGAUAAUUGUUAAUUGUCUUAAAGAUUUCAACUUUAUGUCAAAUGUGCAAAUGGGGUUCCAAGAUUUUGAAAAAUUAAGAGUUGAAAUUAAGUGGAAAGGCUCAAAGAGUAGUUCUUUGAAUUUGAGCUCUCUUACAAGGAGAAGUAGUAGUGUAAAGAAGAAUUUUACAAAGGAAGAGUCUUUAAAGGAAAAUGGUGUUGUUGAAUGGAAUGAGGAGUUUCAGAGUGUUUGUAACUUUUCAGCUAAUAAAGAUGGUGUGUUUCAUCCUUGGGAGGUUGCUUUUACUGUGUUCAAUGGUACAAGCAGAGGACCAGAUCAAAAGGUAAACAUACUUGCUGCAGCGUCAUUGAACCUUGCAGACUUUGCUUCUCUAGCUAGGGACAAAGAAGACGGCAUUGAAAUUGCAAUUCCUUUGGAAGCCUCUAUUGGCAGCUUCAAAAGUUGCGUUUCACUCUGUGUAAGAGAAACUAGAACAUACCUUUUGCUUGCUCUCCUCUAUUAG
Nicotiana tabacum (common tobacco) is the source of this 881-nucleotide messenger RNA. Lineage: Eukaryota; Viridiplantae; Streptophyta; Magnoliopsida; Solanales; Solanaceae. The record is from RefSeq and is a predicted model, not a curated record.